GUAUUUCCUGUGGUGGGUUCACACGCAGCUAGACACAGCUAACUUGAGUCUUGGAGCUCCUAGAGGGAAGCUUCUGGAAAGGAAGGCUCUUCAGGACCUCUUAGGAGCCAGUGCCUAGGAAAGUUGUCCCCUUGAAUGUCAGUGUGAAGGUGAAGGAGGAAGCAGAUGCCUGUUCAUAUGGAAACAAAGACCUGGCUGUGAAGAGGGGAGGCGGACACCAAAGUCCUGACACUUGGGCGGGACAGAAUUGAUCUGUGAGAGACUCAUCUAGUUCAUACCCUAGGUGACCCUGGGGGUGGCAUGGGGGUAGAUUAGAGAUCCCAGUCUGGUAUCCUCUGGAGAGUAGGAGUCCCAGGAGCUGAAGGUUUCUGGCCACUGAACUUUGGCUAAAGCAGAGGUGUCACAGCUGCUCAAGAUUCCCUGGUUAAAAAGUGAAAGUGAAAUAGAGGGUCGGGGCAGUGCUUUCCCAGAAGGAUUGCUCGGCAUCCUGCCCUUCCCAGAAGCAGCUCUGGUGCUGAAGAGAGCACUGCCUCCCUGUGUGACUGGAGAAGAGGACGUUGUCACAGAUAAAGAGCCAGGCUCACCAGCUCCUGACGCAUGCAUCAUGACCAUGAGACACAACUGGACACCAGACCUCAGCCCUUUGUGGGUCCUGCUCCUGUGUGCCCACGUCGUCACUCUCCUGGUCAGAGCCACACCUGUCUCGCAGACCACCACAGCUGCCACUGCCUCAGUUAGAAGCACAAAGGACCCCUGCCCCUCCCAGCCCCCAGUGUUCCCAGCAGCUAAGCAGUGUCCAGCAUUGGAAGUGACCUGGCCAGAGGUGGAAGUGCCACUGAAUGGAACGCUGAGCUUAUCCUGUGUGGCCUGCAGCCGCUUCCCCAACUUCAGCAUCCUCUACUGGCUGGGCAAUGGUUCCUUCAUUGAGCACCUCCCAGGCCGACUGUGGGAGGGGAGCACCAGCCGGGAACGUGGGAGCACAGGUACGCAGCUGUGCAAGGCCUUGGUGCUGGAGCAGCUGACCCCUGCCCUGCACAGCACCAACUUCUCCUGUGUGCUCGUGGACCCUGAACAGGUUGUCCAGCGUCACGUCGUCCUGGCCCAGCUCUGGGCUGGGCUGAGGGCAACCUUGCCCCCCACCCAAGAAGCCCUGCCCUCCAGCCACAGCAGUCCACAGCAGCAGGGUUAAGACUCAGCACAGGGCCAGCAGCAGCACAACCUUGACCAGAGCUUGGGUCCUACCUGUCUACCUGGAGUGAACAGUCCCUGACUGCCUGUAGGCUGCGUGGAUGCGCAACACACCCCCUCCUUCUCUGCUUUGGGUCCCUUCUCUCACCAAAUUCAAACUCCAUUCCCACCUACCUAGAAAAUCACAGCCUCCUUAUAAUGCCUCCUCCUCCUGCCAUUCUCUCUCCACCUAUCCAUUAGCCUUCCUAACGUCCUACUCCUCACACUGCUCUACUGCUCAGAAACCACCAAGACUGUUGAUGCCUUAGCCUUGCACUCCAGGGCCCUACCUGCAUUUCCCACAUGACUUUCUGGAAGCCUCCCAACUAUUCUUGCUUUUCCCAGACAGCUCCCACUCCCAUGUCUCUGCUCAUUUAGUCCCGUCUUCCUCACCGCCCCAGCAGGGGAACGCUCAAGCCUGGUUGAAAUGCUGCCUCUUCAGUGAAGUCAUCCUCUUUCAGCUCUGGCCGCAUUCUGCAGACUUCCUAUCUUCGUGCUGUAUGUUUUUUUUUUCCCCCUUCACUCUAAUGGACUGUUCCAGGGAAGGGAUGGGGGCAGCAGCUGCUUCGGAUCCACACUGUAUCUGUGUCAUCCCCACAUGGGUCCUCAUAAAGGAUUAUUCAAUGGAGGCAUCCUGACAUCUGUUCAUUUAGGCUUCAGUUCCACUCCCAGGAACUUUGCCUGUCCCACGAGGGAGUAUGGGAGAGAGGGACUGCCACACAGAAGCUGAAGACAACACCUGCUUCAGGGGAACACAGGCGCUUGAAAAAGAAAAGAGAGAACAGCCCAUAAUGCUCCCCGGGAGCAGAGGCCACUAAUGGAGAGUGGGAAGAGCCUGGAAAGAUGUGGCCUCAGGAAAAGGGAUGAGAGAAAGGAGGUGGUAUGGAAGACUCAGCAGGAACAAGGGGCUUGCUCACCACCUUCUCCCUGGAGAGGGCAGAAGAGGUCACACGCAGAGACUGCUACUACAUCUUACUCACCUGCCAAGGCUUGGUGGCCAACACCCAGAGGAACAAAUUAAGGACCGGGAAUUAAUUCCCAGGGGCUCCCUGGUGCCCAAAGGACAAGAGCUUCCAAGAAGAGUCUGGCCAGCCUGGCCUUUCCAGCAGCCCAUCACCGCCUGAGAAGGGCAUGGAGGACUCCCCACAGCUAAGUGUCACAAUUGUGCUGGGAAUCCCGGGCCCUUAACUCUGGCUAAGAGUGCCCCCAACACAGCCAGCCCCUAGAUGGGCAGGUAAGGAAGGCCCUGAGGCUGCAGGAAGGAGGGGCAGGUGGAGCUGGAUGGUAGCAAGGAGGCCAGCCUUGGAUUUUUAAAAAGCUUUCCUCUUUUCCCUGUGCCACGAUCCACCUUCCAGUCUAAUUUUGGGGUAUAGUAAGUCCCUGUAGUCCCCUCACCUGGAGGGGCCCCACUGGACACCCCGGCCUGGGAACGACGAGCAGAACUGCGAGUGGUGGGGCGGUAGCCAGGCAAGCUGAGCAGGGCUGAGUUGCCAUAAUCGGGAGAACCCAGGCGAGCUAGAGACUGAGUAGAGGAGGUGGCUCGCAGGCUAGCCUGGGAAGCAGGAGCAGACCGCGUGCUGUAGAACGAUGAGUUGGCGCUGUCUGGCUCUUCCACAUCUAGCUUCUGGAAGACAGAGUGAAUCUGUUGCAGUGUACAGUCCCUGGCACUGUACAGAAGCUUCCCAUUCCCUUCCGAAGCCCUCAGAUCCCACGGCACAUCCAUGUAUUCCCAACUGCUUUGCAAAGGUCCUUAAAGUGUGUGUCUGCAAGAAAUGGGCCUUGUCGACAGAAGCCCUCACAAGGUGGUGCUGAUGUUGUCAAGACUCUUCUACGCAUUUUUUUCAUGGAGUCUAUUCAUAAUGCUUUGAGGUAGGGAAUGCAGAGUGUUUAUCGGCCCAUUUUGGAGAUGAAGUGCAAAGAAAUAAAGUGACUAGCCCCAAAUCACACUGCUAGGAAGUAUCAGAGCUGGGGCUAGGCCCCAUGUCUCCUGACUAGUCAGGCUCAUCCCACAGCCUCUGCUGUCCCUCAGUCCAAACUUCCAGGGCCCUUACCAUGUUCCAGAACUUCCCCAACUUCUUGGUAGCAGGGGGCACCCUAAACACACAGGUCCCCCCUGCUGUACCAGGGGCCCCUCUCCCCUCCUCCCAAACCUCCCCUUCAAGAUGUGGAAACAAAGGCAAGGGCCUGUAGCCUGUCAGGCAGUCCACUGGGCAGCAACAAUGCCUCUCAGCUGCAUGGGGCAUGCUGGGAGGCACAGGAUGGGCUGCAGCUUCGCCACGUUCUCUCCCUUCACCCUGCACAGGCUCAGUGCUACGCAUGGAGAGAAUGCUAGCCUUAGUCAGGAGGCAGGGAUCUAAUCCUAGCCCUGCCUUUUUCUUCAGAAGUGCCCUUAACCAAGUCACUGCCCUUUUUAAGACCUCUCAGCUUUCCCACUGUAACAUGGACUGGCUGCUCAUCCCUCCCUGCUCCUGACUGAGUGCCCAGUGCAAAGAUGCCCUUGAGAGGAAGUGGGAAUUGCUGCCCUGCAGCCCCUGUCCCAGCAGCCUGACCUUGGUCAUGGUGAUGUUGAUGAUCUGCGUGGUGCGCCGACGAGCGGAGCGGGUCUUACGACCCGAGUCCAGGAAGACGUCUCCCAGGGAGUCCAGGCUGCUCUCCAGGGGGGCCUGACUCCGAGCAGGGAUGGGAGUGAAGUAGAGACUCUCCAGGGAUUCUACCUUGGGGGGCAGGCGCUGGGAGAUAGGUGAGGCUGGUUCUCCAGGGACGCUGGUGCCGUCUGGCUGGGUACGAGGCAGCUUGCUAUGGAAAGGAAACCUGCUGAGGUACAGUCCUUCACGCUAGAAGGCAUUUUGUCCAGCCCUUUUUGAAAGUGACCAUUUCCCAUCCUUACUACAAGCAGAUGAGGUCAAGCAGCCCAUCUCUCUGAUUUUUCAGAGGUACCAAGGAAAGCACUUGACCUGGGCCUUCCUUUCAGUCCACUCCCCUGGCUUCUCCUAAUAGCUCCUCAUAGUGGCAAUGCCCAGACCCAGAUGUCCCAUCCCCACCAGAUGCCCAUGGCUGCUUCACAGCAAACACGUCCCAAUCUAAGCCCACUUCUCUGUUCUUCCUCCUGCAUCUCCCAUUUCAGUGAAUAGGAACGCCCCCCACUCAGGCCCCCAAGCCAUGAACGUGGGCAUAAUCCAAUGUCGUCCUGCUUGGCGAGCCCAAUCACCAAGCUUCCUGAACAGCUCCUAACCACACCCCACUCCAUGCUCAUGUCCUUUCCCUGGUCUGCUUCAUCUCCUCUCACCUAGACUCAUCAUGGCACUGACAGAGGAAGAUGAGUGGUGACAAGCCAAGAACUCAGGCCAGGCUGCCCAGGGUCAAACCCCAGCUCUACCACUGGGGAACCUUGGGCAAGUGACUGCCCCUCUAUGCCCCAGAUUCAUCUGUUAAAGGAGACAGAAUAAACCUACCUCAGAGGGUUGUUGGGGGACAAAUCAGGUAUAAUUGUCAUGAGUGCUUUAUGUCUAGCACAAAAUAAGUAAAUGUAAGUGUUUAAUAAAAACAUUUUUCCAGUCUUAA
Messenger RNA from Homo sapiens (human), 4788 nucleotides. It is a transcript of the gene IL18BP, whose product is annotated as interleukin 18 binding protein. The transcript has 8 exons. The record is from RefSeq and is a predicted model, not a curated record. Gene Ontology annotation, biological process: cellular response to tumor necrosis factor; response to lipopolysaccharide; cellular response to hydrogen peroxide. Gene Ontology annotation, molecular function: interleukin-18 binding. Lineage: Eukaryota; Metazoa; Chordata; Mammalia; Primates; Hominidae. The coding region runs from base 605 to 1189 and encodes 194 amino acids. Gene Ontology annotation, cellular component: extracellular region.